Strongylocentrotus purpuratus (purple sea urchin) is the source of this 6319-nucleotide messenger RNA. Its product is annotated as ATP-citrate synthase. Gene Ontology annotation, cellular component: cytosol. Gene Ontology annotation, molecular function: ATP citrate synthase activity. NCBI's taxonomy places the organism in Eukaryota, Metazoa, Echinodermata, Echinoidea, Camarodonta, Strongylocentrotidae. The coding region runs from base 169 to 2640 and encodes 823 amino acids. Gene Ontology annotation, biological process: tricarboxylic acid cycle; acetyl-CoA biosynthetic process; fatty acid biosynthetic process. The transcript is spliced from 20 exons. The record is from RefSeq and is a predicted model, not a curated record.
UUAAACAUCUGCUCUUCUUUCAUUUGCGAUCUUUCAACCACCAAAGCAAGUCGUGUUUAGCCGAGGUCUAUGUUCACUUACUUUGGAAUCCUUACAAUUUGGUUACUAAUCGUCCCUCUUUGAUACAACCAAACUAACAAACUAACCAACAAACAAACGAUCAGGAGAAUGACGUCGAAGGUGAUCACGGAAGUAUAUGGAAAGAGACUGUUGUCGAAUGCUUUGUCGGAACACGUAGGUGUAAUUCGAUGUGUGAAAGUGGAUGCAAGCACGGACUGGGAUAGCCUCGUCGGCUCGCAUGAUUGGCUUCAAUCGGAACCACUCGUUGUUAAACCGGACCAGGGACUGAAACGACGCGGUAAACUUGGGUUGCUAAAGCUCAAUACUGACCUAACAACGGCCAGAAAAUGGAUUGCAGAAAAGAUGGAAGAAGAUUUACUGGUGGACGGUGUCAAUGGUCGUCUUCGCCAGUUCAUCAUUGAGCCUUUCGUGAAACACGAUCCCUCCUCAGACGAAUAUUAUGUGUCCAUCUACUCCGAGAUGGAUGCCGAUGUCGUCUUGUUCCAUCACCAGGGCGGUGUCGAUGUCGGUGAUGUCGGAGAGAAGGCUCUGAAACUGAGACUUGGACUUAAAGAGGAGUUAAGUGACGUCAUUGUGAAGGAUGAACUCUUGAAGAACAUCGCACCUCAGAAGAAAAGUAUCGUGGCCAGCUUCAUUGUGGAUCUCGUCAAGAUGUAUCAAGAUCUGCAUUUUACUCUCCUAGAAAUUAACCCCUUGGUUGUUUUGGACAAGGUGUAUCCGCUGGACUUGGCUGCGAUGCUAGACACCAAAGCCACACCUGUGUGUAAGGACAGAUGGGGCCGGGUGGAGUUCCCCCCGCCUUUCGGAAGACUGCCCAGUGAAGAGGAGCGAUUUAUUUCGGAGCUGGAGAUAGGAACACCAGCCAACGUGAAACUGACUGUCUUGAAUCGAAAAGCACGAAUCUGGUCCGCUAUCAGCGGUGGAGGAAUCUCUCUAUUGCUGGGAGACACUGCUAUGGUACACGAAUGCUCUCAUGAGAUAGGUUGCUACGCUCAGUUCUCUGGCCCAUUGAAUCCAACACAAAUGUACGGCUUCACUAAGACAGUGCUAGAUUUGAUGUUGGCAGAGAAGCACCCGGAUGGAAAAGUACUGGUGACCGGCAGUCAAGCAAUUGACGUCACAACACUUGUAGCCAAUAAGAUUGGACCUGGCGCAGGAAUGAUGAACGCACUUGAGGAAUACAAAGACCAAUUGAUCAAGCACAAAGUAUCGCUGUAUAUCAGAACUACUGUCGGCAUCGUCGGUGCUGAAAAUGAGAAACUUCCACGGACCUUGGCAAAUCUUGGUAUCCCUGUGUAUGUGUUCGGAGGCGAGGUACCAAUUUCCGACGUUAUCCGUUAUGCUCUCGGCAAAGAGGUGAUCCCGAAGAACGUCAAUCACCCACGCAUCUACCGGAAUGAAAGACAAACACCGCCACGUACCAGUAAGACUGCAAUUAAUGGUUUCACUGACAGAGAAAACAACGAUAUUAUGACUCUAUCACCAGACGCCAUCUUCAACCCUAGAACAAUGGCAAUCGCUAUUGGCAUGUUCCCAAGCGCCAUACAGAACAUCAUCGGGUUUGAUUUCGUAUGCUCCCGUACACAACCUUCCAUUGCCGCGAUUGUCCGACCAAACAGCAAAAAUUGUGAGGAAACGUAUUCAUGGGGUCAAGACGUUAUAUCUAUACCAGUGUAUGCUAGCCUAUACGAUGCUGUCAACAACCAUUGUGACGUCACAGUAGUUCUCAACCAGGCGAUUGGCCCGGCUGGUUACACAUGCGCACUUCAUGCACUCAGCACGCCACAAAUUCGCUGCAUCUUGAUGAUGGUGGGUCACAUCAACGAGCAACAAACCCGGGAGCUUAUCGGCCUAGCCAGCAGGAAACGUGUCCUCAUGAUAGGACCGUCAUCGUUCAAACACGGCCUACAGGUGAACGUCAUCAAGCCAGGCUCGUUCCGAUGUAAUCUCUUCGGUGACAUCGGCGGACCUUUACCCGAUCUUGUUGAGCUGAAGCUCUACCGCCAGGGCAGUGUGGUGUAUCUCUCUCGAUCCGGUGGACUUUCCACCGAGUUGUGUGUCUCCAUUGCCAGGAACUCGGACGGAAUCUACAUGGGCAUAGCACUGGGAGGAGGAAGGUACACAGGUUCGGGGAUCAUGGAUCAUAUCAGGUUUCUUCAGGACAACCACGCCGUCAAAUGCUUCAUACUUAUCGGAGAGGUUGGUGGAUUAGAGGAGUAUGAAGUAUGUGAAGCUCUGAAGAAAGGAACCAUCACAAAACCUGUCAUUGCGUUCUGCAUCGGAACAUGUACAGAUCUAUACAAACAAGAGCCUGCGUAUUUCGGCCAUUCUGGAGGAGGAACGGACAGUGAGCGAGAAAGUGCGAUGGUCAAGAACCAAGCUCUGGCACAAGCUGGCGCUAUUGUACCCGAUACUUUCGACUCAAUGGCUGUCAAACUUGCGGAGGUAUAUGACAAGCUCGCAUUGGAGGGUAAGCUUGCACCCCUGGAGGAACCACCUGUGCCUAUGAUCCCAUCAAACAUGAAACCAGCGAGACGCCCUCCAGUUUUAUCUCAGUAGUUAAGAGGUGAAAUGGGGGAGAUCCCCCAAACAAGUAUGCUCCAUACGGAUGGUAAAUCUCGGCUAGAAAGUUUCAGAAAAAUCUGUUAUUUCGGAAAUACAUCAGAAUCCAUCUUCUUAUCGGAAUAAUGUAUACCCGUGUUACAGAAAUGUAGUAAACAGUGAGAUACGAAAAUGUAAAAGAGAAUAUAAUUUUCUGGAUUUAAACGUGUCAAAAGUAAUAUUAAGGCUUCGAAAAUCAUAAAUGAUAUUUAAGUUGGGAAAAAAAUGGUAGACAGAUACAUUAUAAACAGGCCAUUGUCGAAGCAUUUAAUAAUUUGUUUAGCACGAUUGGUAGGGACACUGUAAAUAAUAUACCUGAUGCCUCAGUUGAUAUUCCUGGAAUAUUUGAAAUUGUUAAAAAAAAACUUGAAUCAUGUAAAACACCAGGAUACGAUGAUGUUAAAAUUGCCGAUCUAAAGAAAUUUAUUGCUACAUUUGUUAUAUCGCUUUGUAAUGUAUUCAAUAUGUCUUUACAAGUUGGUGUCUUCCAACUGCCUUCAAGAAGGCGAAGGUGAUUCCUGUAUACAAAACAGGAGAUAAACAUAUUUUAGAUAAUCAUGGACCAAUAUUAAUUUUAUCUACUUUCUCAAAAUCUUUGAAAAAAGUAGUUUGUAGUCAUCUAUUUUCCUUCUUAUGUAAAAGAGAUAUAGUAUACCAUAAACAGUAUGGGUUUAGAAGAAAUUACGGUACAUAAUAUGGCUCUUUUGGAUUUUACGAAUAUUAUUGCUAAAUUAUUUGAAGAUAAACAAGUUGUUAUUGGUAUAUUCUUAGUUCUUACCAAGGCAUUCGAUUGUUUAAGUCAUCAAAUAUAAUUUUUAACAAUUGUAAUUUUAUAAUAUUCAGGGUACUAUACUUAAGUGGUUUUCCAGUUAUUUAAACAAUAGAGUGCAAUAUGUAUGUGUAAAUAAUUUUUCUUCUAAAAUUGCACACAACCCAUUUGAUGUCCUUCAGGGAUCAGUAUUAGGUCCGUUAUUAUUUUUGUUGUUUAUUAAUGAUGAUAUCUUACAGUCGAUAAUUUUUACAGAUGAUACAAGUUUAUUUUUGUCUGGUAAAAAUAUUGAUAGGCCUACAUUGAGUGAUUUCAUGUUGGGUGUUAGUGUUAGAGUUAGUGUUAAGAGCAGUCAAGAGCUCUUAAAUAGAGCAAAAAAAUUGCUGAUGAAAUACUGUAGAGCUCGAUACCGAUAUCAAUAUCGAUAGCUUAACACCACUGUGGGCACUGUGACUUUGCCACACAGACUUUAUUUCACAACGUUUUGCAAAAUCGAUAACACUAGCUACCUGAAGUUGCCGAUAUUCAGAGGUCAAAGCCUUAACACAAGCUGAUUUCCAUUUCGGUGUUUAGGGCGAGUGUUCGUGUUUAUUUAACACUAACACCAGCCCUAAACACUCAACUUGAAAUCACUCAUUGUGUUCUACUAUAAAUACGGAACUUUAAAGAAUUGAUACAUGGUUUAAAGCAAAUAAAUUAAAAUUGAAUGCACAAAAAACGUGCUGUAUGUGAUUUCAGCCAGAAAACAACAAUAUUAAUACAUCCUGUAUAGAAAUAAGUAUCAACCAACAAAAUAUAUCUAUAGUAAAUUCUACAACUGUUUAAGGAGUAAGAAUUGACAUAAAACUGACUUGGAAAAAACAUGUACAUCAUGUAUCGUGUCAAAUAUCUAAAGCUGUUGGUGCAAUAAACAGAAUUAAAAAAAUUUGUACCUUUUAAUAUUCUUCUUAAUCUGUAUAACACCAUGUUUAUAUCUUAUCUUAGUUACUGUAAUAUAGUGUGGGGAGAUUGUGCUAAAACUCAUUUAAAUCGAAUUUUAAUUCUUCACAAACGUGCAAUACAAAUUAUAUUUAACUUACAUUCUUUCUCCCACACUGCUCCUGUAUUAAAAAAACAUAGUAUAUUAACAAUAUAUGAUAUACAUAAGAGCAACAGAUUGGUAUCUUUAUGUUGUCUUACUCCAAAAAUAUACUUCCAAAAUUUCAAGAUGAUUGUUUUAUAUGUAAUAGAGAUGGGCUAAUUAUGAAACUCGUCAAUCAAAUCUUUUCCAGCUACCACUGUGUACUCAUGACAUCUCAAGAACAACAAUCAUUUAUGCCGGACCCAAAUUAUGGAAUAAAUUGCCUCAAGAACUUCAAAUAUGUCCAACAGUGUCAAUUUACAAAAGAAAGCUUAAGAAAUAUCUUGUAUGUGAAUAUAACUAAGAUUAUUUUGUACAUAAAUGCCCUUCCCUUUUUUCUUUUUGUAAUUGAUUUGUUUGGUUCAAUUCUAAAUGUUGAUGUUUUUGUGUCAUUUUAAUCUCUGUAUUUCUAUCUUGUUUAUUGUAUAUUUAAGAAACUCUUUAUGUAAAUAUUAUUAUCUUUGGGAAUAACCUCGAUAGGCCAUUGGCCCCUUUUUUUUCCAACACAUUAUGAUUUCAAUUGAAGAUGUUUCAUUUUAGCGUUUGUUAUUGUAUAUAUGCAUAUCAAUUGUAUUUGUUUUGUUUUUAAAUCAGAUGUGGAAAUAAAACUUGAACUUAAACUUGAUGCCACGCAAGCUCGGCUAAUAUUACUUGUCAAAGAAUGAUGAUGGACAGAAUAUUUUGUCAAUAAAAUUGAAAUAUAAAAACAAUUAUUUGUUUUGGGAAAAGGUAAGGUUAAAUGGGCUAAAUGGUGUAAAACCGACUAGACUUGGGAGCCUUUUUAGCGAGUGCACCUGCCGGUUGCUGAGGGCCAACGCUAACGGCGACGGUAGGCUGACGACAAUUUAAUUAAUAAUGAUUAAGUAAUGAACAAUUAUCAGAGACUAAGAUGUCUAAAAUAGUAAGUUUAUGUGCUUGAUUGGAUAAAACUUUCUGGACAGGUUCCCAGACGAAUAUUUAUAUUUGAUGGAAUACUAAUAAGUUCCUGAAUGUAACUCACUCAUGCAAUAGUUAGUACUACGCCCUCUCUUGGCACUAAUUUGUAUGUUCAUCAUGAACUUUGUUUGUAGAGUACUGAUAAUCGUAGUGAUGUUCAAUAAUAAGCCAGUUUGUAAAUAGCUUCGAAACGCAUGACCCGAAAAUAUCCUCAGAUCUUUUACACGAUGGAUACGUCCCACUUGGGCAUUUUAGAAUAAUCACUGCCGAAGUGAUGGAGGUGCUUCAUGAAUACCUUUUGUUUGCCUCUUGAGAAAAAUAGUUCCACCUGUGUAUCAGAUAAAUGUACUGUCGGUACAUAAAUAAAUAUUGAGUACAAAACUUUCAUGAGCACGAUACCAGUAUUCGUCUCGAUGGGUUUUACAAAUUUGGGAGCAAAUGACCUUUAUCUGCCCCUGCGCAAAUAUCAUUUACGAACUGGCUUAUCUUCAAACUUUGUGUAAUUGUUAUGAAUUAUACCUAUUUGGCGAUGUAUAGACAUCACUCAUUGUUUAUUAAGUGCCCCACUCUUUGUGAAAGUGAAGCCAUCAAUAAAUAUAAUAAUUAUUUUGAUACGUUGUUUACCACUGUAAUUUAUGAAUGUGGAUAAACAUGUGUAAAUUGUGACGAUCGUUGCCAUUCUUUUUUUGGUUUUAUCUGUAAUGUUCUAGUUACAAAUUCCACUAUCUACAAAUAUAUACACAGUGUACCUGUUUAUAGUGAACAAAACUAUCAGAAAUUUGAUUAAAAAUAAACGAUGUAAAAAGAAAAAA